AAAGAACCCACCUAAAGCACAUAUUUCCUGGGCUCUAAAAAAAUGGCUGACCCUGUUCCAUUUUACUUACAGCCGUAUGUGGAGAAUGAUAGGAAUGAAAAGUUCCAGUGGUUAACGUAUGGUGUCGUGUUAAUAGCCUUUGGUCUUCACGGAAUAAUUUUCCACUGGAUCCCGAUAUACUUGAGAAAACAACGAUCCGAAUCCUCCAACAUCACCCCAAGAUACUUUACUUUCUUGAGAGGGUGGGAGCUACUCAAUGUUUCCCACAAGUUCACCAUUCCUUUAUUGGGGUCUUUCUACAUCCAGCCAAGCAUGUUCCUUUUAUUUGCAGCCUACUUGGCAAUUAUGGGUGUAUUCUCUAUGUCACAAGUGAGCGACAUAACUUACCUUCCUCGAUUAUAUGUUGUUGCAAAGAGAAUCAGUAAAGUGUCACUUUCGAACUUGCCUUUAAUUUACGUCAUGAUCAUCAAAAAUGAUUUGGUGACCUCCCUCACUGGGAUCAAACAUGAUAAAUUAUUGUUCUUCCACAAAUGGUUCUCCAGAACCAUGUUUACGAUGAUCUCCAUUCAUGUGGUGCUUGCUUCAAGAUACUGGUUGCAUUUGGGAUUCCCCGUCAUGUUGGUUAUCCCUCCUCAAAUCUUCGGUUUUAUUGCCUUUGGAUCAUUUUUCUUAUUGAACUUCGCCAGUUUCAAGUUUAUUCGGAGGUGGGCCUACGACUUCUUCUUGGUUCAACACAGAGUAUUCUCAUUCAUUAUGUUGUUGUUUGUUCUUUUCCACAACUCUACUAACACCACUGGCGCAGUUGUGUUGUCUGUCCAUCAGUUGGUUAUCGACAAUAUACUAUGUCGUAUCAUCGCCUUUGUACAUACAAGACAGUCUCCUACCAAAGGAAAGUCCACUUUUGAGAUCUUGGAUGAAGAUACAGUGUUGGUUACGGUCAAGUUGAAUGCUUUCCCAUACCUGGAGAUGAAAUGGUGGAGAAGGUUCUUGCCAAAAUGGAAUACUUGGAAAGCGGGUCAACACGUAUACUUGACGGUACCUAAGGUCAAGUGGUUUCAGAAGCAUCCUUUCACCAUCGCCAGUAUCAGUGAGAGUGGUGAAAUGAAAUUCGUUAUUCGCGUGCAAAAGGGUUUCACCAAGAAGUUGAGAAAUAAGAUUCUUAGCAAGGGCGCCCCAGCAGUAGAUCAUGAGAAGAACGAAGAAAAUGAAGACGAUGAUGUGGUUUUGAAGGCCACUUUUGCAGGUCCUUUUGGGGCCCAAUAUCAGCCCUUAAUCACCUUUGAUUCUGUUCUUUUCUUUGGUGCUGGUUCAGGUGCUGCCUUCUCAUUUCCGGUUUGUCUUGAUUUGUUGAACACUAUCCAAAGAAGAAAUAGCGUUCAUGACUACUUCGGUAGAAACCCUCUGCCCCUUAUCAAAUUGGUAUGGGCUAUCAAGAAGAGUGCCAACGUUUGCUGGUUCCGCUUCGUCCUUGAUGAAUUGGCCCAAUAUUGUCAAGAAGGUCUUCUUUCCAUUGACGUAUAUGUCACUCAAGAAAAAGAUAGAGAACUCUACGAUAUUAGCGAAGGUAUCCUGGUCUCACAAACCGGGUCUUCGGUUACCAUUUAUGACGUCCCCAAUGUGAAGUUCCAUUAUUCUCGACCUAACAUAGACGGAGUGAUAAAGCACCAUGUGGAUCACUUGAAGGAUGGUACGAAUUUCAGAUCAAUGGCGGUGGUGAGUUGCGGACCUCUUGCUUUCAACCACACCAUUGAAAAGGAAUGCCAAAAACAAAGAUGGGAUAUGGAAGCCCCUGAUAUUUAUUGUUAUACUGAAUCAUUUGGUUAGUUUAGAUGUACAUAAUUAUUUAUUGGAUUUUAUCACAGCAGUCCUAUUAUGGAGGUAUUCUACUUACAGCCACCUAAUUCGCAGUCGCGGCAAUAGAACCAGCAUAAAAUACAUAUUUACCAACAUAAGUGAGUUUUCAAUUCAAACACCUAUAUAAGUAUAAAGUCUAACACUUAAGCCAUAUUUUGGCACGAACUUUCAAGACCAAGCAGCCAGAUUAGAAGAAGAACCCAAUGAAAGAAACAACCAAGACCAUGAAAGUGACAGGUUUGGACGCAGCGGCUUGGCCUUCGAAAGUCGAAACCGCACCAGCACUUUCUGCAGCAACGGUCUGUUUGGCACCAGAGGUGGCACCAGAGGUGGUACCAGAGGUGGUACCAGAAGUAGCUCUGGCUGGGUGGUGGUCUCAGUAAUUGGGCAGUAAGUGGUGUAAGUGGUGGUUUCUUCAGUGACAACGGUGACUCCAUGGUUACAGGAACCUCACUACACUUGUUUUCAGUACAUGAUGUCACAGUGAUAACUGUAGUUUUGUAGUCACCAUAUGUAGAAGUGUAAGUGGUUGGAUUACCGCUAGCAUCGGUAGUAACAAACACUUCGCA
Molecule: messenger RNA, 2423 nt
Organism: Yamadazyma tenuis ATCC 10573
Lineage: Eukaryota; Fungi; Ascomycota; Pichiomycetes; Serinales; Debaryomycetaceae
Source: RefSeq, a predicted model, not a curated record